Exophiala xenobiotica is the source of this 2160-nucleotide messenger RNA. RefSeq lists its product as uncharacterized. The record is from RefSeq and is a predicted model, not a curated record. The transcript has a single exon. Lineage: Eukaryota; Fungi; Ascomycota; Eurotiomycetes; Chaetothyriales; Herpotrichiellaceae. Bases 109 to 2097 code for a protein of 662 amino acids.
GAUCGUUGGUGGUCUCGUUGCUAUUCAAGUAUCAAUUCACACUCUCCUUAAUAGCGACGACUGGUUCCAAUUUCACGUUCACUGACACAGAGUUCCGAUCACUCGCUUAUGGAGCUCUCCUCGCCAACUAAACAACACUACAACAGAAUCAUCCAACAACGAGACGAGUUCAAAUUUGACAAUCACAUCCCACUCGACCAGAGACCUCGCUAUGACUCUCUUUCUACAAGGGAUACUGGGCGCGGACCCAGCAUGCCUACAGAUCUUUCAACCCAUGGGCAAGCAUUGAUGGAGAAGCAAGAUGGCGGCAGGAAAAUCAUCCUUGGUUCAGUGGCCAUCAUCGUGAUCCUCAUGUUGGGUUUAGCGGGACUGGCUCUGGGUCUGGUGGUGGCUCAUGAGGUCAAAGAGCCCGUGCAAACAUCAAACAAUACUCUUGCAGCCCGAGGGACAGACCUGGACGGCAAUGCUUACUAUGUCGACUUCAAUCCCACAACCCUAGUGACGAUCGCCUCAUGGUCGAGUACCGUUGCGCCUUUGCUGGCAGUGUGCGCCAUGACCCUUGUUUCAUUCCCUAUAGCCAACCAACUGAAGGCGCAUUCUCAAAUGGCGGGCUUCGAUUUGCCAACACCUUACCAAUUCGGGUUGCUUUUGGAAACAAUGACGGGAGGCAUCACACCUUUGUUCGGCUUUUUGGGCUAUCGCAACUGGCCGCACAAGGAGAAAAUGGCGUCCAGCGUGCGCACUGCGCUGGCUCUUCUCACAGUAUUCACGGUGCUUGGAUACACCAUUGCCGCGGUCGAUACGUGGCUACAUCUGGUCAUGGAAGCUGUCAAUAUUGAAUUGGUCGAACCACAAGUCCCGGUCAUGGGACUCGGUCGUGGAUUGCCAAAUGGCCCUUGCUCGGAUGAGUCAGCGGACCAGUUCGAUGCUGGUGACUGUAUCAUCAGCUCAGGCGCAAACGUCUUCUUGGUAGGCGCUAACGAGGCAGCUAGAGUCAUGUCCAACACCUCCAGCACCAAUGCAAUAUAUGACACCUACAUCGAUGGCAGGCACAUGGCGUAUCUUGGUCCGUCAGACAGUCCUGCAGGACUUGACUAUCGGGCGGAAUCCCUUGCCAUGCACACUUCAUGUACACAGAUUGGCCGCCAGUGUGACCUUCAUACCGAAGCAGGCGCAUUAGAGCCUUUUAAUUGUACAGAUUCCUUCUACGGUAAUCUUGCGGUGCCCAGCAUCAAUGGAGAGGAGGCCGAUGGCGUGACUGGUCUCGCUCUGCGCAGUGCUGGAAUCGUCUUUUUCCGCGACGCUGCACUGACAAAACUGGCAAAUGUUUCCUCGAAUUCGGGUGAGGCAACCUUCCUCACACGGCCGAGCAAUCCGCACCACAUCGGAGUCUGGGCGCAUGUUGAACUCCCAGCGAACGAGCAACAGGCCGCCGACGGUAACGUGGUGGUCCCGGAACAUGGUGGAACCAGCUGGCUCCUGAACUGCACUGCCACUGCCUACCUAAUCAGCUACGACUUUGUCAAUGGCAGUAUUCAGCAUGCGACCGCUGACAUUGCGAAUGGGUCCGUGGGAACAAUACUGAACUCAGGCAACUACUAUGGCUUUGGCAAGGUCGCGCUUGAGACAGCUGCGUACUCAGCCUCCCAAUUUAAUGACACGCAACAAAUGGCAGAUUCUUGGGCCAAGGCGUAUUCGAAAGCAGCGUUAGCGCUCUCCGCUGGUGUCAUGACGGGAAGAGCGGACCUUGAAGAACAGCAGCGAAGUACGCGGCUGGUAGCGAGAGUGCCGAAGGCGCCGCUGUUCUCACUCGUGGGGCUCAACUCACUGUAUGCAAUUUUGGGAGUUCUACUGGCAGUGCUAGCGCUGGGUUCUCACCCCAAAGAGACCAAUGAGUUGCGUGAGCGACUGAGUAUCUCCGGCCUAGUGGCAGCGUGUUUCGAGGGCGAAAGCGCAGACAAGGCGGUCAACAAGAAGCGGGAGAUGUUCGCAGAGUACGAAGGCAUAGAUACUGGAAGAGUAGGUAUUGAGGAAAGCGGGAGACAUGGAGGAUAUGUGUUCAGGCUGAGGCAGGGAUUGAAGCAACAGGUGUCCUGAUUUUGUUAUUACUAGAGCAAAAUGCGUGUUGCAGCUUACGACUUAUUGAAGACGUAUAACAAG